AAUCAGAGUCUGCAUCUGGUAAGAAGUUGUGUUUCUAGUUACAGUAUUUGCCUAGUCUACAGUAUGUGCUCAAUAAAUGAUCGUUACCAUGAUUAAAUGAGAAAUGAAGAGAGUUUACAAAUAGCACAGCUUUAAGGCAUUUGAAUGUUCACUCACCAUCUUGUCUGCAUUGGCCCUGUUUUAUCAUGGAUGCCUUCUUAGUUAGAAUUAUUCUGAUACAAUGGAGGGCUUUGCUGGAAGCUUGAUAAACGUGCUUAUUACUCUAAGCAAACUCCUGUUUGGAAGCGCUAUGCCAACAGUUUUCCUGGGGAGCGCUCGACUCCAUUCUCCCCCAUCAGAACAAUGGAUGUCUCCUGUUCCUGUCUCCUGGGAAGCACUGUGAAGUGCCUUGCAUAUUUAAAUAGCUGGAAUUCGUGAAGUACACCAAGUAUUUUCCUCAAAGCAUCACAUGCUUGCCAUUAAAUGUAGGACUGUGUGGGGUUUGGAUGUAAUUUCUUCCUUGAUCUUUGGGAUUUAAUCAUUGUAGAAAGACUCACAGUGUUGCUCCGUAAUUGUCAAAGGAUUAGCCUUGACUGUUGUGUACGCAUUUACUUCUGUUUGACAAUUUGAUGUUUCCUUAAAUGCUUUGUGUUCAUUCAUGAGGGCGAUGGUUUCAUUUGAAAUGCUGCAGUCACCAGGGAGAAGCUCCUGUGCUCUUCCCUGAUUGGCCAAGCUCCCCUCUGCCUCCUGUUGCUAUGGUGCCCAGCGGAGUAACUUCCUUGCCCUGCACAAGUAGGAGGCUCGGUCUCCAUGGAUACCCCACUCUGAGACUGUACUCCACGGAGAGAUGAGCUGAGCUGCACACACUGUAUUUCUGCACAAGACAUAGCCCAGCCUGUGGUGGGAGGCUGUUUGCAGAGGCAGUGUUUGCCAUGAAAGUCUACGGAGCUUACCUUCUAAGUAGCGAAGCCGAUUUUAGCUCCUCGAGCAGCACGGGCAGCAUCUCGGCGCCUGAGGUCCACAUGUCUGCUGCGGGAAGCAAGCGGUCCUCUUUCUCACGCAAUCGAGGUCCCCACGGGCGGAGCAAUGGAGCUUCAUCGUACAAGACUGGCAACAGCCCACCCUCCCCACGGGAGAAGGACCUUCUGUCCAUGCUGUGCAGGAAUCAGCUGAGUCCCGUUAACAUCCAUCCCAGUUAUGCGCCUUCUUCCCCCAGUAGCAGCAACUCCGGCUCCUACAAGGGAAGUGACUGCAGCCCCGUCAUGAGACGAUCUGGAAGGUACAUGUCCUGUGGUGAAAAUCAUGGUGUCAAACCCCCAAAUCCAGAGCAGUACUUGACUCCUCUGCAGCAGAAAGAGGUUACAGUGAGACACCUGAAGACCAGGCUCAAGGAGUCUGAGCGCCGACUGCAUGAGAGGGAGAGUGAGAUCGUGGAGCUGAAGUCCCAGCUGGCCCGAAUGCGGGAGGACUGGAUUGAGGAAGAGUGCCACCGGGUGGAGGCCCAGCUGGCCCUCAAGGAAGCCAGGAAGGAGAUCCAACAGCUCAAACAGGUCAUCGAAACAAUGAGGAGCAGCUUGGCCGAUAAGGACAAAGGCAUUCAGAAGUAUUUUGUGGACAUAAACAUUCAAAACAAGAAGCUGGAGUCUCUACUUCAGAGCAUGGAGAUGGCGCACAGUGGCUCUCUGAGGGACGAGCUGUGUCUCGACUUUCCGUGUGAUUCCCCGGAGAAGGGCUUAGCCCCCAGCACGGCUUCUGGCCCGACGGCCGAGGCGCUGACCCCGGAGGAGCCGGGGGCCAACAGCGAGCUGCUGGGGGAACACAGCGCAGGCCACGGCACAGAUGUGUUCGAUGAGCUGGUGACAGCCACCACCGUGGAGGCCGGCGACCUGGAGCUGCUUCGUGCCAGCCCUGGGGCAAAGGUCCUCGAGUUGGAGGGUCAGGAAGAGGGCAGCGCGGUGGCAGAGCAGGCCGUGCAGACCGACGUGGUGCCCUACAGCCCUGCCGUCUCUGAGCUCAUCCGGCAUGUGCUCAAGCUCCAGGACCCCUGUCUCUCCAGCUCCACGUCCCCUGAGGAUGAGUCCAGGGCCGACUCGAUGGAAAGCUUCCUGGAGUCCAUCUCUGCCAUCGUGGUCGAUUUAACUCCAAGAAAUCCAAACUCCGCCAUCCUUUUGUCUCCCGUGGAGACCCCGACCGCCGAGGUGGGUCCGGAGGCACGUGGGAACCGCCUUAUGAGAGAGCUGGAUUUUGCAGGCUCCGCGGAGGAAAGGCUGAACAGCCUGGUCCCGCUGUGCGGCGGGGGCGUCGUGGGGCGGUACUGGAGCAGCAGUUUCCUGGUGGAUCUCCUGGCCGUGGCGGCCCCCGUGGUCCCCACCGUGCUGUGGGCGUUCAGUACUCAGAGGGGGGGAACGGAUCCCAUCUACAACAUCGGGGCGUUGCUGCGGGGCUGCUGCAUGGUGGCCCUGCACUCGCUCCGCCGCACCACCUGUCAUAUCAAACCCUAGACAGAAGAUGUCACUUCCGUGUGCCAGUCUGUCCCGUGUGGCCUGAUGCUAGGUGGAGAAGCAGCGGGUCGACCUGUGGCGGUCUCUGUUUUGUCGUAUUUGCUCCUCGGUAUUUGAUUUGCACUAUAUUUAGUUGAAGCCUGUUCACUGUUUAAAACGGGAGGUAUCUUCGAAGGCAUGGAGACCUGGUUCCAGUACAUGUCCCACCAGUGUGAUAUAGAAAGCAUGCUCACGAUCUUGCCGUGUCGUCUGAGGUACCCGUACUUAUCCUAGUGGUGCAGGUAGAGAAAAUGCAAAGUUUGCACUUUCAAGACAGCUUCUAUAAGGCUGGCAUGUUAUCUCCUUGCUUUGCUUUUUGCCGUUUUAAAAUGUGUAAUUGUUACAGCAUUCCAGUGGUCUUGUGCAUAGCAGGGGAUUGUAACCAAAAAGAAAAAUGUAUUUGUGUAACUGGUUUGAAGAAGUCUUGAUAGCUCUUUAGUGUCUUACUUGGGGUUGAUAAGGUUUGAGUGUUUGCAGUUUUCUACUAGACGUAGCUCCAAAGUCUUAAAUGGCUUGUCUGUUCUUAAACCUGUCAAUUGAUGAAACUAUAUGUAAGGUUUACAUUGUAUUAACUUAUUUUUUGCUUAUUAUAUAUAGCGUUUUAUUGAAAAUCGUUUGUAACCACACACUUCCGCAUGAUGAAAAUAAAGAUUAGUGUUUCCAUUUAAAUAAAUGUUCUAUCCUCCUAUAAAA
This is a messenger RNA of Aethalodelphis obliquidens (Pacific white-sided dolphin), 3212 nucleotides long. It is a transcript of the gene SYBU, whose product is annotated as syntabulin. Gene Ontology annotation, biological process: synapse maturation; axonal transport of mitochondrion. The transcript has 5 exons. The coding region runs from base 912 to 2480 and encodes 522 amino acids. The record is from RefSeq and is a predicted model, not a curated record. NCBI's taxonomy places the organism in Eukaryota, Metazoa, Chordata, Mammalia, Artiodactyla, Delphinidae. Gene Ontology annotation, cellular component: cytoplasmic microtubule.